AUGGAGUCUUCCAAAGUGUUUGGAGGAUCAGGUGAAGAAUGUCACAGCUGUGAAUCUGGUUGGACCAUGUAUAUUGGCUCUGAUCAUGAUGAUGAAGAACAAAGUGAUAAUAUUGGAGAUCAUUAUGUUGAUAAUAAUGGUGGUGAUGAUGAUGACGACGAUGACGACACUGAUGGUAAUGAUGAUGAUGAUGAUGACGAAGCUGACACUGAUGAUUCCAUGGCUUCUGAUGCAUCUUCUGGCCCAAGUUAUCCAUACAGAAAAGGAGGGGGCGCUGGUUAUUUCAACAAGCAUAUUGAAAAAGUAGAGGAUGAUGUCUCAGCAGGCAAGAAAGCUAAAAGACAAAUGGAAAAGCAAAAGGCUGAAGUUCAACUUAGAAGAAACCGUGAAGAGAAAGAAGAGGUGAAUAUGUUUGCAGCUGCAAAAAGAGCUUCUGCACAAAGUGAUUCCAAGGUUAGUAGCUUGCUAGAUUAA
Mangifera indica (mango) is the source of this 474-nucleotide messenger RNA. RefSeq names its product protein SOB FIVE-LIKE 2-like. The transcript has 2 exons. The record is from RefSeq and is a predicted model, not a curated record. Lineage: Eukaryota; Viridiplantae; Streptophyta; Magnoliopsida; Sapindales; Anacardiaceae. Gene Ontology annotation, biological process: cytokinin biosynthetic process. Bases 1 to 474 code for a protein of 157 amino acids.